AUGGACCCACGACCGUUAGUGGUAGAUAAUGGUACUGGGUUUGUCAAAUGUGGUUGGGCAGGUUCCAACUUUCCUGAAUAUGUCUUCCCCUCCAUCGUCGGUCGUCCCAUCCUCAGAGCAGAAGAACGUCUAGGAUCUUCAACCAUAAAAGAUAUAAUGGUAGGAGAUGAAGCAGCUGAAAAUCGAUCAUAUCUUCAAGUCACUCAACCUAUGGAACAUGGUAUAGUUAAGAAUUGGGAAGAUAUGGGUCAUUUAUGGGAUUACACAUUUAAUGAGAAAUUAGGAGUGGAUACGAGAGGAAUGAAAGUUUUAUUGACUGAACCUCCUAUGAACCCUAAAGUGAAUAGACAGAAAAUGUGUGAGGUCAUGUUUGAGAAAUAUGGAUUUGGUGGGGUUUAUGUAGCUAUACAAGCUGUUUUAACUUUGUAUGCUCAAGGUCUGCAAACGGGUGUCGUAGUGGACUCAGGAGACGGUGUCACACAUAUCGUACCAGUAUACGACGGUUACGCUCUGCCUCAUCUCACCCGUCGAUUGGACGUGGCAGGAAGAGACGUCACUCGAUACCUCAUCAAACUGCUCUUAAUGCGUGGAUACGCUUUUGAAAGAACGGCAGAUUUCGAGACUGUCAGAGGGAUAAAAGAGGAAUUGUGUUUUAUGAGUUAUGAUCUUGAAAUGGACAAGAGGUUAUCAGAGGAAACGACGGUUUUAGUGGAGAAUUACACUCUGCCAGAUGGAAGGAUCAUCAAAGUCGGUUCUGAACGAUACGAAGCCCCUGAAUGUAUGUUCCAACCUCAUCUCGUCGACGUCGAACAGCCCGGAGUGGCAGAGCUCUUGUUUCAGACCAUUCAACAAGCAGCUGUGGACACCCGAUCAGAACUUUACAAACAUAUCGUACUUUCUGGCGGCUCAUCAAUGUACCCGGGUUUCCCUUCGAGACUAGAGAAAGAGAUGAAACAAUUGUAUUUGACACGGGUAUUGGGAGGCGAUGGGUCGAGAUUGAAGGCUUUCAAAAUCCGAAUCGAAGAUCCUCCAAGACGAAAACACAUGGUGUUCCUCGGUGGUGCGGUAUUGGCGGAUAUCAUGAAAGACAAAGAGGCGUUUUGGGUGACGAAGGCGGAAUGGGAAGAACAAGGGAUUCGAGCGUUGGACAAGCUAGGUCGGGGCGAGUAG
Molecule: messenger RNA, 1170 nt
Organism: Tremella mesenterica DSM 1558
Lineage: Eukaryota; Fungi; Basidiomycota; Tremellomycetes; Tremellales; Tremellaceae
Exons: 7
Coding region: 1-1170 (389 amino acids)
Biological process (GO): Arp2/3 complex-mediated actin nucleation
Cellular component (GO): Arp2/3 protein complex; actin cortical patch
Molecular function (GO): actin filament binding
Source: RefSeq, a predicted model, not a curated record